Messenger RNA from Leptosia nina, 1539 nucleotides. Lineage: Eukaryota; Metazoa; Arthropoda; Insecta; Lepidoptera; Pieridae. The record is from the annotation of a GenBank genome assembly.
AUGCAGAAGAAAGAUAUUGAAAAUAUUUUGUGCGUUUCGUGCUUGUGUAUUGGGAGACGAUUGAAGAAAUUGAGUGAAAGUUUAAAUAAGUUUUACAUGGACGCUCUAUACGAAAUCCCGCUUUCCAAUGUAGUUUGCAUACAACCAGAAAUCUGCUGGGAGUGUGAAGCCCUACUUAAGAAAUGGCUAACAUUCCGUGAACAAGUUAAAGACUCAUAUAGGAUUCUACAGACCUACACUGUAGAGAAUUUACAAGAAUGCCUCUUGAGUGAUGUGUCCCGUCCACCAAGAUUAAAGGCACAAAAUUUAGAUUCAGUUAAUAUCUUGCCCUUUCAAGAAGUUAAAGUUGAAUAUGAGUCUGGUUUUUCAAAAAAGGACACAGAUAGUUGUCAAGUGUCAGACGCAGAUGAUGCGAAUUAUGAUGAAUUGCGGUCAGUCAUGUGUGAAAUCAAAAAUGAGUAUGAUGACGGAAAAGAUGAUCUAUCAUUGAAAUAUUGUGCUGAUAUAAAAGAUGAAGUGGAAAAAAACGAUCGCGUUAUAACUGUGGAAAAUGUCAAUAUUAUAAACAACAGCUCAAAUAACAAUACAGACAUGAUGAAGAACAGUAAAAGGAGGGUAAAUAGAGUUAAAGGAAAGAAAAAUAGAAGAGAAAGGGAUGAUUCCAAAAGUAGAUAUCAAUGCCAGAUCUGCAAGAAUGUCUUAACUAGUGACGAAGAAUUGACAGCACACUAUGAGAACCACAUACGCAGCUCUUCAGAUGGGAAGCAACUAAAGCCUCACUCAAAAAAACGGGUCCAAUGUACGGAGUGUGAAAAGACCUUCAGCCACCGAGCUGGUCUCAUGAACCAUCGGAUCACUGUCCACGAGGCACAGAACGAAUUUCCGUGUAAGGUCUGCAAAAAAGUGUUCAGAUGGAAAACUAGUUUGAAAAGACAUUUCGAGAAACACGCUGCUAACACCCAAACACCUGAAGCUUUCUGUUCGUCUUGCGGCAUCGGUUUCGGCAGUGUGGCCUCGCUACAGAGACACCUCAGGAACAGUUUGAAACACGUCACACCGGAUCAGCUCAAGUUUACUUGCGAGCACUGCAAACGUCGAUUCGCCGACAAAACCAAACUGAGAGACCACAUAGAAGGCAAACAUAUGCACAGGACCUACCAGUGUUAUAUAUGUGAUAAACCGUCCAAGAACCGCGUCGGUCUAGAACAACACAUACGAAAUGUCCACAAAGGGAGGCCGAACAACAAAAUGUGUCACCACUGCGGUAAAGGAUUUCCGACGAAAGUCCAACUCGAGUCCCAUAUAAGGACGCACACAGGCGAAAGACCAUUUAUAUGCGAGUAUUGCCCGACCACGUUCUCCCAACAGUCCAAUCUGUACAAGCAUCAUAGACAGGUCCAUCAAAGUAUAAGAAUGAAGAAAAAGAAACCGCCAUUGAAGAAAAGUGACGUCACAAUUGACAGUAACAUUGACGAACCAACAUUACCAAUAGCUGUCAUCCAAUACAUGGCUUUGCCAGAUAACAUGUUUGCUGUAUAA